Mycetomoellerius zeteki is the source of this 1659-nucleotide messenger RNA. It is a transcript of the gene Slip1, whose product is annotated as SLo interacting protein 1. The transcript is spliced from 4 exons. The record is from RefSeq and is a predicted model, not a curated record. The coding region runs from base 1 to 1659 and encodes 552 amino acids. NCBI's taxonomy places the organism in Eukaryota, Metazoa, Arthropoda, Insecta, Hymenoptera, Formicidae.
AUGAUGGCAAUCGACAAUGAAUACGAUGACAGACGCAUCUAUCAUCAGGAUUCGCCGCCGCUUUUGCUCGAAAACCUGCCAGCAUAUCAGAAUAGCAUGAUCGAGCAGUUGAUCCAACAACAGCAACAACAAACGGAGGAAUGUAUUAAAAACAGCGAGAUAGACAACUGCAUCCUAAAAUCGCCUCCACCCAUACCAUCUCACACUCAGCAGCAACAGCAACAAUCACAGCAACCACUACCGCAACAACAGCAAUCUGUUAACAACUUUUCUACAAAUUCAUCAUUCACGUGCUCAUCGCAGAAUUCACACAAAUCCGCCAGCAAGAACGCGACUUUGCCAGAGCAUCGUACAGAAGAACGCAAUAAGCAAUGGAUGCAAGAAUCGCUAAAGAAUUGUUCAAAGAGACUCGAGGAUAUAUCCCUGCGUGGUCAGCAAUCGAGUCCACUAGAAGCAACACCGCUGUCAGUGAAGCUCAUCGAGGCCUACUCGAGCUACGUGUGGAGUGAUACCGAACACAUCUAUGAAACAAUAUCAAAAUCAGACAGCGAGCCAAUCUAUUCAUCGCCAUACGAGCACCAUCAACAACAUUGGACGCAACAAACAAACCAUACCAUGACAACGCAGCACAGCGGAAUCGCGCAGAACUAUUUGAACAAAGGCCAGCAGAAUCAGAAGUGGUAUUCCUUCUCAAAGAGCAACAGUUCCGGCGAAGAAAAAGAUAGCACAAGCGCUUACAACACCGGCGAAUCCUGUCACAGUAAUCCCUUAACUCUGGAGCUGCAUCAGGAGAAGGAUCAUUAUAAGAGCAUGCUGGUAUUGUGCCCGCCGAAGACGUCGCAGCAGCAACAGCAGCAGAAGGUCGGUUGCAAUUGUCCUAUGCCAGUAUUGCCAACCGCAACGUUCGCAGUGGUAAAGCAAUCAUCGAAAAACCAAAACGUAAAGAAAAGCUCAUCAUCGUUGCAUUAUUACAAUAGAAACCGCAACGAAUCUUCAUUGAUGAACGCCAAUACUAUGGCAGCCGAUACUGUGUACACGAACGUGGCAAAUUUGCAACAAACAAUGAUGCUCCAACAACAACUAUUCAAACAAGCACUCAACCACAAAAACUUCACAUCUAAAGAAAUGUUCACAAGCGGUGCGAGGAAACCCAAGUCGUAUGGCAACUUUCAGGCACCAAAUCUCACACAAUACCAGUUCGUCGGUAGUCAACAAGUAUGUACGUCUACUACUUGGAUACCACCGGAAGACAAGAGCGAAGUGCAAAUGGAAUGGAAAGUGAAGAGGAGAGCGGACGGGACGAGGUACAUUGCCAGGCGGCCAGUCAGAAAUUGGAUACUUCGGAACAGAGCGAUCAAGAUAACAGACGAAAGAACCGGUUAUACCAAGGACGAUACUAUGUCAGAAAUGAAGGUGGUUGUUAAGCAGUGCUCUAUUAGCGGGAUGAGGUCAGAGGAGACUUUGUGUGAGGCCUUUAUUAUUAAGUCCCCUCUGGCAACCACCUACUUCUCCUACAACAACCAAUUUUAUGAACAAACAUCAGGAGCGGCAAUGAGCUCUACUAUCUCUCCUGUAAUCGCCAACAUCUUCAUGGAGCACUUUGAGAAAGAGGCCCUCGGAAAAACACCGCAAAGCCAGAAGUUUGGUUCCGCUAUGUAG